This is a messenger RNA of Portunus trituberculatus (swimming crab), 738 nucleotides long. Its product is annotated as oligosaccharyltransferase complex subunit ostc-B-like. The transcript has 4 exons. Lineage: Eukaryota; Metazoa; Arthropoda; Malacostraca; Decapoda; Portunidae. The record is from RefSeq and is a predicted model, not a curated record. Gene Ontology annotation, cellular component: oligosaccharyltransferase complex. The coding region runs from base 59 to 511 and encodes 150 amino acids.
AUGCGAGAGUCCUGGGCGGGUCCUUGUUGAGGCUGCAGAGGAGGAGGAGGAAGUCAAGAUGCUUGAUUUUGUGUACGGCCUUCCCUUCGUCGUGCUUGAGUUGCCGCGGCUCAAGCUGAAGAAGCCAUCAUGGGUCACAGUGCCCUCCCCCAUGACGGUGUUCGCCUUCAUCCUUCUCUCCUACUUUCUGGUGACCGGCGGCAUCAUCUAUGACGUGAUCGUGGAGCCUCCCAGCGUUGGCUCCACCACAGAUGAACAUGGACAUUCCCGCCCAGUCGCCUUCAUGGCCUACCGUGUGAAUGGCCAGUACAUCAUGGAGGGUCUGGCGUCCUCCUUCAUGUUUGCCCUGGGUGGCAUCGGCUUUAUCGUGCUGGACCAGACACACUCACCCUCCACGCCAAAGCUGAACCGCAUCCUCCUUAUCAUCAUUGGGUUCGCCUGCAUCAUCAUCUCUGCCAUCGCUUGCUACGCCUUCAUGAAAAUUAAGCUGCCAGGAUACCUUAUGAGCUGAGAAGUGGAUGAGAACAAGCCACCAUCACUUCUCUUCCAUGCAUCUGUGGCAGACCAGAUCAGUUUAGUUAUUUUGUUUUCAUGGUUGCUAUCUACCACCACCUGUUUUCCAUUCUUUUUUGCUCUCUUUUUCUUUACAAAUAAUACAGGACUGAAAAGAUGUGAUUUGUUGAGGUGCAGUGGGGUUCUAUUGUGCUAACUGUUUGUGAUAAUAAAAGGGGAAUUAAA